Lutzomyia longipalpis is the source of this 2759-nucleotide messenger RNA. RefSeq names its product putative transcription factor SOX-14 (gene Sox14). Bases 672 to 2066 code for a protein of 464 amino acids. Gene Ontology annotation, biological process: anatomical structure morphogenesis; cell differentiation; regulation of DNA-templated transcription. The record is from RefSeq and is a predicted model, not a curated record. Lineage: Eukaryota; Metazoa; Arthropoda; Insecta; Diptera; Psychodidae. Gene Ontology annotation, molecular function: RNA polymerase II cis-regulatory region sequence-specific DNA binding; DNA-binding transcription factor activity, RNA polymerase II-specific. The transcript has 4 exons.
GCAUUGGAAGAAGUCGGUGUGCUGUGGCCGUGCGGAUCAGUGCUUAAACAGCUGUUAAGCAGAGCAGUCGGAAAUUGUAAGAGCUCAGAACUUGUGGCUCAGAACGGUUUUUGCUUCAAAAAAACUUCUCUCAGUUGGAAGGAAAAAAUUAUCCCAAGACAUAUAGUGUUGAAGUUCGCUUAAGGGUCACACAAUCCAACCCUUCUAAUUGAAUAUUGAGAACGUUCUCAGCGCUAAUAAAGUCCCUUUUCCGGGGCAAAGUGAAUUUAUAUUAAAAAAAAAUAUAUAAGACAAAUCUGUGCGAAAUUGUCGUGUGUUUUUCUUUAAAUAAAAAUUAUCUUUGGUUUUUCACACAAACAACCUUUCCUCAUGAAAACGUUCGGUCUUACUUAACUUUUAAAGAGAAAAAGUGUGUGAUCGCAUAAUUUUCAUGGAAAUUCAACGACAAAUUCUCCAGAAGAGAAUCUUCUAAAAAUCACGGAAAAUAUUAAUAUAUAGACAAUUGUAAGACUAAUUUGAUAAAAGUGGUGGGUGAGUGUCACGAGGAAGAAUUGAAAAAUAAGAAAAGAAUAAGAAAAGCAAGAAAAAAAAAGUGAACAAUUAUUUGUGAAGACAUUGCAAUUGUUGGUUUCGCCGAAGAACCAAUAAACCAAACUUUUCUGUACACAAAAAUGGUACCCCAGCAUUCACAAGAGGGUAAUAUGACACGUACAGACAUUGAGUCUACCACCGCGGCCGAUGGCCUCCAGCACACAAGAAUUGUCUUUGGAUCCCAGCUCGUGGAUAAAAAUUCAAGCACCCCCUAUUCAGAUGCCACCAAGACAAAGAAACACCAUCCAGGUCACAUUAAGCGACCAAUGAACCCUUUUAUGGUAUGGAGUCAGAUUGAAAGGCGUAAAAUAACAGAAGUAACCCCUGAUAUGCACAAUGCCGAGAUCUCAAAGAGCCUCGGUGCCCGAUGGAAGGCACUUACGGAUGAGGAUAAGAAGCCCUACAUUGAGGAAGCUGAGAGAUUGAGGAAGUUGCAUUUGCAAGAGUAUCCCAACUAUAAGUACCGUCCGAAGAAGAAGCAGAAUAAACCAACAAAGGCCAAUCCAUCUGCCCCAUCCCCAUCUUCGGUAGGUUCCCCCAGUUCAACGGGUUCGCCAGCUUCGACGUCGCGUUCACCUCCACUGAGUGGAGUGCGCAAGGCAACCCGGCGCAAUUCACAGCGAGUCCUGAAGAAUGAUACGAACAACAAUAGUCGCAGUCCAGCCAAGACGCGCAUACGUCUUAGUCCAAUUACGGAACUAAUAGCACGCAAUGGGGUGGCUGCGGCUGCGAAUCAGGGGCAGAUUUAUGCGAUAGGUGACCCCGUUACGGGUCCGCAGGUGUACAGCAUGGACGGCAACGAGCAUAUCCCCAAUUCACCCGAAAGUGCCACGUUCUACGAGGAUAGCUCCCUGGCUGUGGCAGCGGACACACAGACGGACCGAAUGUUCGAUCCGGAGCAACGCCUCUUUGACAAUGACGCCAAAAUGUUCCUCGAGAAUGAUUCAUUUGCGGACACAAAUGACCUCCUUGAGACAUUCUGCGCCGAGGAUAACAAGAAUAUUUCGAUUGAUCUCAUGACACGGUACAUUGAGGUACCAAAGCAGGGUGCAUACUUCUACAGCAACGGGGCAAUGUUCAAUGGGGUCACGACGAAGAAGUAUCCCGAUGAUAUUACACGCCCACCCUCCCAGUGCACAGGUGCGAAUGGAUUUGAACAGGACACCCUGAGUGAAUUGCUCACGUCCAAUGAUGCAAACCUCAAUGCCACCAUCUGCGAUAAGAACCAGCUCAACAAUAACUACCACACGGAUACGUUCAGUGAGAUCAAGCAGGAGAGCGAUAGGGCCGAAAUGGGAGACUUCAAUGCCAUGAUUGAGCCCAUGGACUUCCAAAUAGACUCCUAUGAUAACCUCGAGACGAACUCCAGCAGCUCCGGCAGCCAUCUUGACUUCCCCUACAGCGAGGCAGAAACGUGCAAGAUGCUCACCGAUACGGACUUCGAUAUACCUAUGCCCAUGCUUUUUUCUUCAUAAAGGAAAAAAAACAAACACAUACACACAACAGACAUUUCAGUAAAGAUGUUCUCUGCAGUUUGAACAACCAACAACCAGUUGAUAAUAAUAAAAAAAAACUCAUUGAAAAAAAUUUGUAAAUAGCGUGUGAUCAAGAUGCAAAGAUAUUUGGGAGGAAAUGUGGAAUAAAAUGAAAAAUAAAAAAUAAAUAGCCGAUGAGAUGGUCAAAAGCAAUAAUGACACAAAAACACAUUUUUUGUCUCUCCUAAGAAAAUUAAUUUCUUUGUUUUCUUUUUAAAUUCUCAAUAAAAGAUAAAUAAAACAAACUGAUCAACUGAUUUAAAUUGAAUUUUUAACAUUAAUAUAUGUUUUAAAAAAUUCAAAUUAAACAACAAAAUGGAAAUCUGCAUUGAUCCUUCUGAGAGCAAAAAAAGGCAUUACACGAAAUGCAGAAAAAAGCACACAACACACAUAAAAAUAAAGAAAAAAAUACCAUAAAAUAUUUGAAAAAAAAUCACAAAAAAGAUGGAGAAACGUAUAAUAAAAGUAUAUUUUAAAUGUAAUUAAGAAUGAAGAAUACGAAGAGAACUUCUUUUGUAUAUGUAAAUUUUUGUAUUUUGUAGAAUUAGUUUGUAGAUAUAUUACAUAGUCUUUAUAUACUAUAUAUAUAUUAUAUAUAUUAUUACUAAAAUACAAAACAUUUUUACAUCUGAA